Molecule: messenger RNA, 3738 nt
Organism: Oncorhynchus keta (chum salmon)
Lineage: Eukaryota; Metazoa; Chordata; Actinopteri; Salmoniformes; Salmonidae
Product: sphingosine kinase 1-like
Exons: 5
Coding region: 248-1906 (552 amino acids)
Biological process (GO): sphingosine biosynthetic process; cellular response to growth factor stimulus; negative regulation of apoptotic process
Cellular component (GO): cytoplasm; intracellular membrane-bounded organelle; membrane
Source: RefSeq, a predicted model, not a curated record
AUAUUUGCUCAAGAUGCUAAAUAUUUAUUAUAUUCCAUGAGAAGAGGUAGAUUCCUGACAUGGGGCAUCCUUGUCCAACUUUCAUUUCUCCGCGUGUGAUUCCCCUUUUAGUCACUAGGGAGAGACCUUUCAACACGGAAAACAGCUGGUUGACUCCGGGUCCAACAGCAGUCAAACAGGCAGGGGCAGGCAGCCGCAGUCAUCCUCAUCAACCGCACGCUGAUCUGCGGAUCACAUCGUCCACCGGAUGAAUAACGACAUCGCCGAACCUGACCCAUCCCGGCAGCGCAAUGGUGUCGUGGAAGGGCUUUAUGGAGAAUUCACGGACUCGCUCAACGCAAAGGUCAGAUAUUCUGUGAGUUUGACUGAGAGUGCUCUCACUAUUCAAAAGAUCUCAUCGUCACCUGGACAGGAUGAGGUGGUUUUCCAUUUAGCUGACUGUCUUGGCUGCCUGGCUUAUAAAGUGGAGGACGAAGCGGAUGUUGGAGCGUUCUUUACAGCCUAUUUCUACCCGUUCAAGAGGCGAUGGAUAAGCACAGGCAUGGCCCGGCAGAAAGUAGAGCAGUGCUUUCGGGUCGCACUGGUCCAGGACCCUCUCACUAAUCUUCAAGAGGCAGAGAGAUGGGCGCGUGCCAUCAGAGAGGCUUCUAUCCGCCAGAUACCCCGACGACAUGAUGUGAAGUAUUAUGAGCUACGGCGGCCCUGCAGGGUCAUGGUUCUGGUGAACCCACAGAGUGGGCGGGGCCAGGCUCUCCAGCUUUUCUCUGGGCAAAUCGAGCCCAUGCUCACAGAGGCUUCAGUCCCCUACACAUUGGUCAUCACUGAGCACCAGAACCAUGCGAGGGAUCUGGUGAGAGAGACUGAUCUGUCACAGUGGGACGCUCUGGUCAUCCUGUCAGGAGACGGGCUGCUGUUCGAGGUGUUGAAUGGUCUUCUGGAGAGAGAGGACUGGGAGGAGGCCAUCCAGACCCCACUGGGCAUCUUACCAGGGGGCUCGGGCAACGCCCUGGCAGCCUCUGUCCACCACUACACUAAGUCUCCCCCGGCCUGGGGUAAGGAGCUGCUGCUGAGCUGUGGCUUCCUGCUGUGUAAAGGCCUGGUGACUCGGCUCGACCUGGUCUCUGUCCACCUGGCCUCCAGCCAGCGCAUCUUCUCCUUCCUCUCCCUGGCCUGGGGCUUCGUGGCCGACGUCGACAUCGAGAGCGAGAAGUACCGCCUCGUUGGCCCCAUGCGAUUCCUGGUGGGUACGCUGAUGCGCCUGGCCUCCCUCAAGGUAUAUCAAGGUAGGCUGGCAUACCUGCCUGCUCCUCCCUUCACACCCCAGAACUCCUCCCUCUGCUCCUCUCUACCCUGUGGGCCCAACAGCUCCCCCAAUCAGAACUCUCGCCACAACCACAUCACAAACUCCAACCACAGCACAAACUCCAACCACAACACCGCCCACAACUCCUCCAACAUUGCCAUCACAACCAUGAGGACCAAGCCUCAACCAGUCAACCAGAAGGGGCCUCCUGACUCGCUCCUAGCAGACCUGGAGCAGCCGGUGCCUGAUCAUUGGACAGUAGUGAAUGAGGAAGACUUUGUACUGGUAUUGGCCAUGUUCCAGUCCCACUUGGCUGAGGACCUGUUUGCAGCCCCUGGGGCCACAGCAGACGACGGCUUCAUCCACCUGUUGUAUGUGCGUGCAGGCAUCUCCAGGCUAGCUCUGCUCACACUCUUCAUGACCAUGGAGAAGGGGGGGCACCUGGCUAUUGGCUGCCCACACCUUGUGUAUGAGAGGGUGAAGGCCUUUCGCCUGGAGCCUCUGUCCCCCGAGGGAGCGAUCACUGUGGACGGGGAGAUGGUGGAGUACGGGCCAGUACAGGCCCAGGUUCAUGAAGGAAUCGCCAGGCUCAUCUCAGGCUGAGAAUCUACUCUGAGAGUUUGUCCUCCCCACAGCUCUGACUUCUUGCUCCCUUUCUUACUCUGUCUACUGUACAUACAAAGUGCCAAAGACAUUAUAUCAGCCUUUGGAAAAUCCCCCCUCUUUUUUUCUACAGAUACAUUCAGUAUCUAUCUCUGUGUCCUGUUGUUUAGAGAUCCCUCCCUUUCCUCUCCAUGCUUCAUUCAGGGUCAAUGCCAUGGAUGUUCUUUCAGCUGGCUGGUCUCAGCUAAGAGUGUGUGUGUAUGAUAGUGUUUAGUGAGCGGUGUGUUUAGUAGGGAGGGGCCCAUGGCUGUGGAGUACCUUGUGUACACUUAUUAGUGUGACACAAGUGAAGAGAAGCACAUUCUUCUGUCCCGCGAGGAAGUGGCAGGCAACCAGCUCUACGCCCGCUAUCUAGCCCCGGGGUAAUCAUUCUGUGGAGGAUGAGACACAGUUCUGACAUGAAGGCCUUCCCCCCUCAGGAUAUACUGUUCGAGUCAUGGAUGUAGGUUCUCUAUGGAGAAGCACAACAUUGGAGAAUGCAGCAUUGUAAACUUCCACCAAUGAUAUUAGGUUACUCUUCUCCCUCUCACCAGUGAAAACCUCUCCUUUACCUCUGUGUUUAAUGGAUGGGGUGGAAGGGGUUAGGUGCUAGUGAGGUCGUGUUAAAGCAGCAUGGAGGUUCAGGAACCUGGCCAGCUGAGGUUACCUUCUUAUAUAUCUGGCCUGUCUCCUACCCUGCUGCUGCUGCAGCUCAAACCAACAUUCCUCAUGGACCACCUUCUUCCUGACACACACACACAAACACACCGGCUUGACUCUCCCUUUCAGAUCUGGAGCACUCAGCAAGGAGGGGGAUGGUCUCGUCUGCUACAUAUGACCCCUUCUGGCUGUGUUAAGGUUGUACUCCCUCCUCCUUCACAAGAUGUUGGAGCCAUCAGCACCUUAUGUGUCCUUAUUUUGAAGCUUUAUGGGUGAAUGAAAAAUACUAGCGGAUAGAACUACAAGCAGUUGAAGAUACAGCACCAUUGUUGAUUUUUAUGAACGGUUUUAUUGUAGAUAAAAUAAUAUAAAUAUUUAUGUUGUUUUCUGUCCAAGCACACACUAAGAAGGGAAACAUGGUUUUGCACUACGCAGCACUGCAUGGGUCAGUGGGUUCUGCACAUUGAUUCGAUCAAUAAGAGUUGGAGCGACCAGGCCAGAGUGCUGCGCUCUCUACUGGGGCCUUUUUCUUGUCGGGGUGGAGAUGAGGAACAUUAGUGCACUGGAGCAUUAGUGCACAGGAGCAUUAGUGCACAGGAGCAUUAGUGCACAGGAGCAUUAGUGCACAGGAGCAUUAGUGCACAGGAGCAUUAGUGCACAGGAGCAUUAGUGCACAGGAGCAUUAGUGCACAGGAGCAUUAGUGCACAGGAGCAUUAGUGCACUGGAGCAGAGACAAGUGCAAAUGUGAGCAUUAUCAUCAGUUCUACUCGCACCAGUUCAUGCCAGGUCCGGUUCACCCCAGAGAUAUAACAAUUACUGGUUUAACUAAUCCUAGAGCACACACUUGGUUUGGUUUGACUCAAAAUGUCAUAUGGGUGGAAGGGUUUUAAUGUACUGUAUAAUGAAUCUAAAAGGAUGCUUAAAAUGACUCUACCUGAAGGUAUGCUGACUGCAGAUGUAACAAUAACUUCUCCCAUUCUGAUUUCAAUCUUCCAUGUCUGUGCCUGUACCUGACUUUGAUAUGCCUUUAGAUAAAUACAAGUUUAAGUUUCAUUUGUCACAUGCACAACAUGCUUGACUUGAAAACCCUACCCAACAGUGCAGUAUUAUAUACCUCAGGUACGGUAGCUCA